Molecule: messenger RNA, 1695 nt
Organism: Amphimedon queenslandica
Lineage: Eukaryota; Metazoa; Porifera; Demospongiae; Haplosclerida; Niphatidae
Exons: 10
Biological process (GO): signal transduction
Molecular function (GO): protein binding
Source: RefSeq, a predicted model, not a curated record
AUGGCUUCUCCCCCUGCUUCUCCUGAGCCAGCAGAAACUGCAAAUCAACUGAAAGUUACUGAUCUUGCUGAUGUACUUCAAUUACUCAGUAGACAUGAUUUUUCAGGAGUCAAUUACUAUACUCUUGGUCUUUAUCUUGGUCUAUCUCCUGCUACACUCGCAAUUAUUACAAGGGAUAAUAAAGGAGAUACUAAGAGCUGUCUGCGUGAAUGUCUUACCAAAUGGUUACAGAAAGAUGAUGGUGUACAGAAGAAAGGUGGUCCUACUAUCUCUUCAUUAGUAUCAGCAUUGAGGGAAUUAGGAGAGAAUGCAGUAGCUGAUGGAAUAGAUAUGGAGAAGCAUCCUGCUUGUAAAAUUCUUGCUGAUCAUGCAUGUACUUCAAAUAAAUUUCUCAUUGCUGCAUUACCUCAGUUGACUGCAUUGUUGCAUUCAGAGGAGCUAAUAAAAGAGAUAGCACAUACUGAAAAAGAUGGAGAAACGCUAAUGAUUGAAAUUCUAAAAGCUGUUUGUCUUGAUUUUAAAAAGCUAGAGAAGUUUGCUGCAAUAUUAAUUAAAAAGAAAGCAACAAUGGAGAUAGGAAAUGCCAUCGAGAGAGAAUACAGAAAAGUUUAUUAUCAUCAUAAAGGUAAUGAUGAUCUUGCUAAAGAUAAAAUUCAUCUUCCACCAUCUUUAACUUCAAAGUUCAAGUCAAUGCAAGUGCAGCUUGGUUCCACAUUUGAUCGAGUUGAAUUGAUCAUUAAAGAAUGUCCUCCUUCGACACUUAAAAAAAUUAAGAAUAUAUUAAUCUAUUGCAGUGAAGAUUUGAAGCCACAAGUAGCUCAGUGUGACAAUAUUCACGACAUUUUAAAAUUGGUUAGGAAAGAUUGUUCGCUAGAUGACAUAGAAAUGCUGAAAGCUAUUGUUAAUGAGCUCAAUAUAGAAAGUGCCAAGGUAGUUAUUCAGGAAUAUAGCGAUGCUUUAGAGAAGUUUAGCGAAACAGAACUUAGUAAGUGCCUGAACGAAAAGUUUUCAUAUGCUUCACCACUUCAAUGUGAAAGGAUCACCAUUGUUGUUGAUCAAAAUACCGAUGAUUGCACACUGCAUGAUAUCAGGAGACUAGCAGCUAAUACUUUUCAUAAAUUAUCACCACAAAAUAGCAGAAGUGUCAAGUUAAAUGUCAUUAGAGAUGACAAUUCCUUCACUAUUACCUAUUCAUUCCCUUUGAUUCUAUCAGAGCAGUUAAUUGUAGCUGCUCGUAAUAAUAUUGAUGUAUUGAAAAAAAACAAAGUGAAGAGAUUAACCAUUGGAUACUGCACUGUGUAUGAGGCAACAGAAACAGUUGACACCCCUACUCUAUCCUAUGAAAAGCAAUUGCUAUCAAUUAGUAGUGGUUUAUCAAAGCAAUUGAUACUGUCAUUGAGUGUACAAUUGAUUAAUAGUACAGAGGAGGUUACUACUUUAAAUGAGGAAUUAAAAAAUAAAAUGCAGAGUGUCAAAACAAUGGAAAAUGAAAUUUCAAAGCAAAAGUCAGAUGAGACUGGGCAGUUGCUGCACCAAAAAGUAACAGAAAGUGAAACAGAUGAUGCAUCAAAUCUAGCAAAAAAUUUACUAACAACUGAAUCCAGUCAGUUUACACAAGAAGCUUUUGGUACUAGUUUUGAAUCAGCAACAACUAAAGUGCAUUUGGAACAUGAAGCACUAUGGUGCAAUGGACUC